Molecule: messenger RNA, 384 nt
Organism: Knipowitschia caucasica
Lineage: Eukaryota; Metazoa; Chordata; Actinopteri; Gobiiformes; Gobiidae
Source: the annotation of a GenBank genome assembly
AUGGAUCACUGCCAAAUUCACCAACGGUCUCAGAGCCACGGUCUCAGAGCCACAGUCUCAGCCCCAGAGUCUCAGACCCACAGUCUCAGACCAACGGUCUCAGCCCCACAGUCUCAGACCCACAGUCUCAGCCCCACAGUCUCAGACCCACAGUCUCAGACCCACAGUCUCAGCCCCACAGUCUCAGCCCCACAGUCUCAGCCCCACAGUCUCAGACCCACAGUCUCAGACCAACGGUCUCAGCCCCACAGUCUCAGCCCCACAGUCUCAGACCCACAGUCUCAGACCAACGGUCUCAGCCCCACAGUCUCAGACCCACAGUCUCAGACCAACGGUCUCAGACCCACAGUCUCAGACCCACAGUCUCAGACCCACUGUCAGUAG